AUGGAUACAUUUUUUGAAGAAAUUGGAUCCAAUAAUUUAAAUUCAUUCAACGAUACUCAGAAAAAUGAACUAUUAGAAGUUAUAAAAAAAACUAUUACUUUUGUUCAAAAUAAUAAUGAAAAUAGUAAUGACAGUAUCAAUAUUAUAAACAAUAAUAAUAAUAAUAAUAAUAGUAAUAAUAGUAAUAUCAACUAUAUUAGUAUUAGUAAUAGUAUAAAUAACAAUAUUAAUAAUAAUUGUAAAUUCGAUUUUGCAAAAAAUAAAAAAUUUUUAACUCAUAGCUUUAAAGAUUUUAUAUUUAUGAGAGAUUUAUUUUUAAUUAAAUACCCAGGACUAUAUAGUUUGAUUCGAUGGACCACCGAAAUAAAAAAGUUACCAAAUGAAAGUUUUGGAAAAGAUAAUUUAAAUGAUUGGCAAAACUUUGAUUUAUAUAGACAGGUUCAAUAUAAAGAUUUGGUUUUUAAAUUUGCAAUAUAUUUAAAAGAACAAAAUCCAAAAUACUCAAUAGAAUCAAUCGAAGAUAUCAAUGUAGAACCAUAUUUAAAUGAUAUAGAGAUUCAUAAAAUUCAAUUUCACAUUAUAGAGCAUUUCAACUAUCAAGUUAAAAAACAAUUAGAAAAUCAUUUUUAUAAAAAAUUCGAUACUCUUUAUAUAUCUGGUGAUCCAAAACAACAAUUUGAAACCAUUUUAGAUGCAUUCCCAAAAAACAGUUUUAUAUACUGUAGUUUAAACCAUAUAUACGAAAAUAAUAAUAAUAAUAAAAUCGAUAUAAGAUAUCUUACUUUUAGACUACUUUUUGAUGGUUGUAGAUUUAAAAUUAAUAGAGAAAAUAAAAAAGGUAAUUAUUCAAUCGAUAAUUAUAAAAAUAUUAUUUUACCCUAUUACAAAACAGACAAUAUCGAUUGCCAAAUUACCAAUAAUAAUAAUAAACACUAUAUUGAUUUAAAAAAUAAUCAACCAAAAAAAAAACUACUUAUGAAAAGAUUUCUGGAUUCUUUAUCACAAAACCAAUCCUUUUCAUCCUCACCAUAUACCUCCCCAACUACCUCCCCAAUGCCCUCUCCUAUUAGCUACUCUUCACUUCAAAAUAAUUCUCCCGUCCCCUUUUCAUCCUCACCAAAUACCUCCCCAAAUACCUCCACAUACCUAUUAUCUUUAUCCCCUCCUUGCUCACCUGGAUGGACACCCUAA
This is a messenger RNA of Dictyostelium purpureum, 1191 nucleotides long. RefSeq lists its product as uncharacterized. The transcript has a single exon. The record is from RefSeq and is a predicted model, not a curated record. Bases 1 to 1191 code for a protein of 396 amino acids. Lineage: Eukaryota; Evosea; Eumycetozoa; Dictyosteliales; Dictyosteliaceae.